Lampris incognitus (smalleye Pacific opah) is the source of this 3530-nucleotide messenger RNA. It is a transcript of the gene arhgef10lb, whose product is annotated as Rho guanine nucleotide exchange factor (GEF) 10-like b. NCBI's taxonomy places the organism in Eukaryota, Metazoa, Chordata, Actinopteri, Lampriformes, Lampridae. Gene Ontology annotation, cellular component: cytosol. The record is from RefSeq and is a predicted model, not a curated record. Gene Ontology annotation, biological process: positive regulation of stress fiber assembly; SREBP signaling pathway; actin cytoskeleton organization. The coding region runs from base 22 to 3177 and encodes 1051 amino acids. Gene Ontology annotation, molecular function: guanyl-nucleotide exchange factor activity; protein binding. The transcript is spliced from 22 exons.
GUAAUCCAGGUACAUCAGCUGAUGAAAGCAGCAAGGAAUGGUACCAAGGACAGUCUCCAAAAGACGAAGUCAGCCAUGAUGCGCAAAAUCUCUUUCCUACGGAGGAAAGACCAUGCAGAGGAAGGGAGGGAAGAUGUACGCUACAUGAAUGUGUUUUUAUCAGAGUCCAAACACCCGCUGCCCGAGCUGAAACCCAUGCCAGCCGGCCUCAGCAGCCAGCAGAUGGUGAGGCGUCUUAUUCUCGGCUCCAUUGUGCAAAGUGAGAGGAGCUACCUGGACUCUCUUAAAAGAGUCCUGCAGGACUACGAGAAGCCGUUGCUGCAGCCGGAGACUCGGGUCCUGAGCCCUAAAAAGGUGCGACAGAUAUUCUACCGUCUGCAGGAGAUCCACCAGUGUCACAGCAUGUUCCAGAUCGCACUGGCUUCCCGCGUGGCCGACUGGGACCAGAGCGAGAAGAUCGGAGACCUGUUCGUGGCCUCGUUUUCAAAAUCGAUGGUGCUCGACGUGUACAGCGACUACGUUAAUAACUUCAUGAACGCCAUGACUCUAAUCAAGAAAGCCUGCAUCUCUAAUCCGGCUUUCCUGGACUUUCUCAAGAAGAAGCAGGCAUCCAACCCUGACAGAAUCACGCUGUACGGCCUGAUGGUGAAACCCAUCCAACGCUUCCCCCAGUUCAUUCUCCUGCUGCAGGACAUGUUGAAGAAUACGCCAAGAAACCACCCCGACCGCCUCCCCCUGCAGCUCGCCAUCACCGAACUGGAGACCCUGGCGGAAAAACUGAACCAGCAGAAACAUCUGGCCGAACAGCUGGCUGAGGUCCAGCAACUGGCGCUCAGCAUCGGAGACCAGGACCUCAACAAGGUGACACGUUAUCAGCAUAGCCAGUUAAUCCAAAGUGAGGUGCUGAUUGAGACGGUCUACGGCGAACAAGGACAAGUGGUCAAAUCGAAAGAACGAAAAGUCUUCCUGCUCAAUGACAUGCUGGUCUGUGCCAGCGUUACUCCAAAGGGGGGUUCUGACAUCAGCAACCUGGUUCCUGGUUUGAAGUACUCGGUGAAGUGGGUCGCCCCGCUCCUCCAGACUCAGGUGGUAGAGGUGGGACAGGAGGACACAGAUGGUCUCAUCCAUUUAAGAGGAAAAGCAAAGACCCUCAGCUCCUCCGGUGUCGCCGGUAAACCACUUCGCCGUUUUACUCCCCCUUCUCGAAUGCCACAAUGGAAGACUUUGCCGCUAUCCGGUAAAGUUUUUAUUGGUCCUCCCAGGCUGUACCAGGAGCUGGAGGAGCUGCAGCAUGACCUGUCUGUGGUGGAGGCGGUCACGUUGCUGGUGGGCACGCUCCACGGGACUUACCAGAAUCUCAAUACCACCGUGUCUCAAGACUGGUGCCUCGCUCUCCAGAGACUCAUUCAGAUUAAGGAAGAGGAGAUCCAAUGUGCCAAUAAAUGCUGUCUGCGUCUGUCUGUACCGGCCAAGCCUGACAAGUCCGGUCAUGCAGUUAGCUUCAUGGUGGUCUUCAAUACUCCCAGUCCCCUCAGUAAAAUCUGCUGGGUCAACCGGAUUCAUCUCGCCAAGAUAGCUCAGAGAGAAGAGAACAGACCCGGUUGGGACUUUACUGAGGAUGAUGAUGAAGGAAGGAUUAAAGCUCCAUUUCGCCUUCCUCUUCUGGCCUGUCGACUUCCUGUUUCCUCCACCAAAGCACAACAGACCAAGCUGGCAGCUGCUCUUUAUGUUCCGGCUCAGUGUGCCCUGCUGGGUUUCUGUACUGCCAGUACUUCACUACCACAAGGUCAGCUAUGGGUGGGCAGCAGAGGAGAUGGCUCCUGCCAAGGCCAGGUGAAGAUCUUCUCCCUGAACCGUUCAACACCUCGCAUGAUAAAGUCCAUCAAACUGGGAGCCCCAGUCCUGUGUCUGGAAUAUAUCACAGAGCCCAUUGAGCAAAAAGAGUAUGGCCAGACUACAUCCAAGUUGGGCAGCACCAUCUGUCUGGGCCUACAAGAUGGAAACAUCCUGGUGUACGGCAGUGUUGACACCUACGUUCAGAGUCUGCAGACCUUCUUCAGUCCUGAAGGCCGUCCGGUUGUCUGUCUGAAACACGCAGCAGCGGUCCUGUUCGCUGGACUGGCCAAUGGAAAAGUAGCAGUCUACCGCCGAAAGACUGGAGAGAGACUGUGGGACAUCGCUUCGUGUCGGUCGGUGGCUCUGGGUUCCGCUCCGGUCGGUUCAUUACUGACACUGGAGGACACGGUGUGGGCUAGCUGUGCUAACAGCGUCACUGUCAUCCAGGUCUCCAGCCUCCACACUCUGAGUUUUGAAGCCCACCCGGAAUCAGCAGCUGAAGUAUGCCACAUGGUUGGCUCCGGUGGAGGAGUCUGGAUGGCGUUCACCCAUAGCUCCUCCAUUCACCUCUUCCACACAGAGACUCUGGACCAUCUGCAGGAGAUCAACAUCUCCACCUGUUUUGCACAUCUCACAGUCGGUCACGGCUCACUGUGUGUCACCAGCUUGCUCAUUUGCCAGGGCCUGCUAUGGGUCGGGACCACCCAGGGGGCCAUUCUCACCUUUCCUGUGCCCACACUGGAGGGUAUCCCUAAAAUAAGAGGUAAAGGAAUGAUGUCGCUAAAUGCCCACAAUGGGCCUGUGGACUUCCUCGUGCCGAUCCUCAGCACCUUAUCAGCUGACACGCUGAAGCGAGACUCGCUUUGCAGUGGGAGUUUCCAGGGCAGUGAUGGUGAAGAAGGAGGUGAAGAAAUGAAAGGAGGAGAAGAUGAUGCUGUGGAGCAGGACAUGGGUUCCUGUCCUCCAGUGGGUUCACCAACAAGAGAGAGGUCUAAAGGAGUUCUGCUCCAGUACCACCUCCGCUCCACCUCCCAGCUGCCGGGCGUCCUCCUCAUGGCCAAACCCCACCAGGAGCUCCACGAAGCUUCUCCAGAGUUGCCGGAGCAGAGCCCGGAGGACAGUACCAUCUAUGAACUGAGCGAGAAGCCCAAUGUGUGGGUGCGGGGGGGUCCUGUAGAAAAGGAGGUGCAGGGGGGACACAAUAAGUUCACCUCAGCAGCAGUGAUCUCUGGAGGGAGAGGAUACCGCAGGGUCAGAGAGAGGACUUCAGCAGAAAACCGCUUAGACUCGAUAGAAAACACACUUCUAGUCUGGCAGCUUCCUCUGGCCCUCAGUCCAUAAGAAAACAUUUAGAUGUGACACAGCACCACUGUGAUUGACAGAACAAACCACCGACACCAGAAUGAUAGCCGUUUAUUUUCCAAUGCCAAUUUCUAUUUUGGUUGCACAGUCUAUUGAUCGUCAUGUGCAUGUUAAAAAAGGAAAAUGAUCCCGGGUCAAUGGUAAUUUGUAAUGUUACUGUAAUUCUUCUAGAACUACAGGGCACUGAGCUAAGUGUAAUUUUGUUCUCUGCUACCAUAUGUAGUCACCAAACCUCAAGAGGCAUUUGGUCAGUAUUUAUUUCACUGAAAAAAUACAUUCAAAAAAAUAAAAUAAUAAAAGGCACCACUAAAUGGUAUUCCAUUACAAAACAA